AUGUCUAAACAACAGGCACAAAAUGUUUACUCUGGAAUGGAUAGACCGUACUACUCCACGACACCACUGGAUGGGAAAGUCUGUGGACCAAGGCUUAGUGCAGACCUACCGAAGAGCCAACAAACUACACCCCUCUCUAAGCUUGCAUGUGAGACAAAACUACCCCAAUGCGUUCGUAUCACCAAGACCUUUCUGGCUUCGGGGUGUCAUUCCAAGUUUAAGAAAGGGGAUGUUUUUAUGCUUCAUUUUGUGUAUGCAAAACCGGUAAUCCACGCAGUCGAUACAAAGACAGGGAAGGGUUUGCGUCUACCCCUCUACACCAGACAGGAAUUUGAGAUACUACCUCUAGAUCCUUUAUUGGACGACAAGGUGUAUGAUGGAACUGCAUCGCUCAUCGACGCCCAGCCCUUGCCCAAGGUGGUGCGUGUGGUCGAUGCUCACUGCUCUACGUAUCCAGACGAACAGCAAUCAACCGAUGACAUCAUUGAGAUCCAGUACAUCGAGGUCGACAAGGUGCUGGGCAAGGUUCUUGUGGGAAAGCUGACCGAUCCGUUUUCGCAGCAUUCUAGUCGUUUUCGCUUUUCCAAAGAAAUGACGUUUUCAUCAUAUACCACUAUGGUUGUACCGGAAUUUCAACGACUGUCACAACUAAAAUCUCACGAUUUUCCACAGCGAGUUCGGAUUCCAGAUACGAGUGAUGGACGGAGAAACAGAUUGUCCGAACGAGUUCUGAGUCUUAUCGAUUACUGCGAGGAGGACUGCAUCCUGGCUACAAGAAGCGGAGACACCAAUGUGUACUGCUUACCCCUCUCUACACCUAUCUCCCUGGAACGCACCCCUCUUCCUGCCGAGAAGCAGGUAACUUCUAUGCUAUUACCGCUGUACGCCAGUAUCAACACAACGUGGAAUAUGGUUGACCCCACCCAAGGAGGGUUACCCCAUCUUUUAGAAGAAAUUCCACAACCAAUAGCAGAAGUGCUUGUGCCAUGGCUGGCAAGUUGGGAAGGUAAACGUCGGAUAGAAACUGUUAUGCCCAAGUACGAUGUGCAACGAAGGAAAUCAGAUGAGGAAAAAGGUGAAAAGAUCAAGCGCCUGGAGUCUACCAUAGAGACCUACCAACGCGAGUUACGCAAGGCUGGGUUGAUUGACACUCCCCCACCUCGGCCGCCACGAUCUGGUGGACGAGGUACCGAGACAUUGGCGCCAUCUAUUACAGCCGAGCCGCUCCAAUCUCUAAAGGCGCUAUCACCUCCUACCGCGAUAGACUCUCGAGCACAGCUCUCCGAGCCGAAAUCUAGUGCCAUUAGCACGCCACAAACGAAGAAACAUGAGGAUGACGACGAUGACGAGUAA
Molecule: messenger RNA, 1353 nt
Organism: Strongylocentrotus purpuratus (purple sea urchin)
Lineage: Eukaryota; Metazoa; Echinodermata; Echinoidea; Camarodonta; Strongylocentrotidae
Exons: 5
Coding region: 1-1353 (450 amino acids)
Source: RefSeq, a predicted model, not a curated record